This is a messenger RNA of Neohortaea acidophila, 603 nucleotides long. RefSeq lists its product as uncharacterized. The record is from RefSeq and is a predicted model, not a curated record. The coding region runs from base 1 to 603 and encodes 200 amino acids. The transcript has a single exon. Lineage: Eukaryota; Fungi; Ascomycota; Dothideomycetes; Mycosphaerellales; Teratosphaeriaceae.
AUGCUCUUCAAGACCUUCGCCGCCGCCGCCCUCGUGGCCACCGCCGCUGCCCUGCCCGGCAAGAGCGCAUACUCGUCUGCCUCUUCCUCCGCCGCCCCGGCAUCCUCCUCUGUCGCCCCGUCUAACCCGGUCUACGGCGCUCCCUCAUCCACCUCGACGCCCUCCAACCCGGCAUACGGCGCUCCGUCCUCCACCUCUACGCCCUCCAACCCGGCAUACGGCGCUCCUUCCUCCACCUCCACGCCCUCCAACCCGUCUUACCCCACCAGCACUCCUCAGUCUCCUCCCAGCUACCCGACCAGCACCCCCGUCUCCCCCGUCUCGCCGCCGCCCUACUCCACCCCGUCGCAGGCGUGGCCCUACGGCAGCCCGACCGGCACCGGCAGCGUGUGCGUGCAGACCUCCACCCAAAUCUGGCGCAGCACCACCUCCGUCACCACCUACGCCGUCUCCGCCUCCAGCGGCUGGUCAUCACCCUCCGGCUACACCACCGGCGCGUGGCCCCCGAGCACCGGCGCCGCCUCGUCGCACUUCUCCAACGUCAACGCCGCCGCCGUCGCCGGUCUCGCUGCCCUCGUGGGCGCGGGUGCUCUCCUCCUGUAA